CGCUAAGCAACAACGCAGCAACCGAUUUCUGGUGCCCAAAUCGUCAUACCCUGUGGCAAGGUGCGUGUACAGGUAAUGGGAACAAGUCGGUGGGACAACAAUGCUAUCGAUGCAAUACGAGCUUAGUGACGAAGAACCCACAGGCCGCAAGUUUAUGGCCCCUGGCAGUAGUGUCCGGGCAUACGGGUGCAGUGUUAAACCGUUCCUUCAAAAGAGUAAUCAGUCAUCUCCCGGUGCGAUAAGUUUGGUUACCUUUUUUUCUACCCUUUUUGCGACGGCAAAUCCCGGCUGUUGCUUUGUGUACUGAUAAUGAGCGUGUGUGGUGUGUAUGGAAAUUCGGGGGCCCGUCUUGUACAUAUGGUAGACGCCGCAUCAGCGUGGAACGAUCAGUUCAACACGGGAAGUGAAACACGGCGCAAGUGUGUCUGAAACAAGUGACCUACGGCGGAGAAACAAUUCAACCGGUAGCAGCUUGCCAUUUGCCAUUCGUGUGUGCGUAGAUCAAGCAACGUAUAAAUCAGGUGUCGUGUACGCAGAUCGUAGUGUGCCGGUGAAACGAUUAAAGUGUGCAUAAUGUUGCGUCAAGUGAGCAAGUCUGAUUUGUUGACCAAGCAGUUCGACAAACUGCUGGUACCACUCUUCUCAACACAAUCUCCCAUGCCAGCAUCAGGACUUCGUCAAAGUUCAUCGUCUGCACGGACAGUGGUGCCUAUGAACAAUCAUCACGCAUUGUUGACUGGCCGCAACAAGUAUGGACUCGCAAAUAUCAACGGAAUGGCAAAGAACGGAUACGGUCACGCAGCUACGGCGCUGAAAGCCCAACCAAAAUCCCAAGCCGUGUUCGAUCGCGAGGACAAGUUCGGAGCGCACAACUACCAUCCACUGCCGGUGGCACUGGCCCGGGGAGAAGGUGUGUACGUUUGGGACGUCGAAGGCAAGCGGUACUACGACUUCCUGAGCGCAUACUCUGCCGUCAACCAGGGCCACUGUCAUCCAAAGAUCGUGCAAGCCUUAACGGAACAGGCACAAGUGUUGACUCUUACCUCGAGAGCUUUCUACUCGAACGUGCUUGGCGAGUAUGAACAGUUUGUGACCAAUCUGUUCGGCUACGACAAGGUGCUGCCGAUGAAUACGGGCGUCGAGGGAGGCGAGACGGCCUGCAAGCUGGCCCGCAAGUGGGGCUAUAAGGUGAAACAGAUUCCCGAAAACAAGGCCAAAAUCAUCUUCGCCGAGGGCAACUUCUGGGGCCGCACGCUGGCCGCCGUGUCGUCGUCGAACGAUCCUAGCAGCUACGCCGGGUUCGGACCGUUCAUGCCUGGGUUCGAGCUGAUACCGUACAAUGACACAGCCGCUCUCGAGAAAGCCUUGCAGGACCAGCACGUGUGUGCGUUUAUGGUGGAGCCGAUACAGGGCGAGGCGGGUGUAGUCGUGCCGGACGAAGGCUACCUGCGCAAGGUGCGCGAGCUUUGCUCCAAGUACAACGUGCUGUUUAUUGCGGAUGAGGUACAGACGGGCUUGGCCCGUACGGGACGCAUGCUGGCCGUCGAUCACGAGGACGUGAAGCCGGACAUUCUCAUCCUCGGCAAGGCUCUCUCCGGUGGCGUGUAUCCCGUGUCGGCUGUUCUUGCCAACGAUCCGGUAAUGCUGUGCAUUCAACCAGGCGAGCACGGCUCAACGUACGGAGGCAAUCCGCUCGGUUGUAAGGUGGCCAUCGCUGCGCUGCAAGUGCUGGUGGAGGAAAAACUUUCCGAAAACGCUGAACGUAUGGGUCAGCUGUUGCGCAGCUCGUUGCGCGAGCUGCCCACGGACGUCGUGUCAAUCGUACGUGGCAAGGGGCUGUUGAACGCGAUCGUUAUCAAUCCUAACUUUGAUGCGUGGGAAGUGUGUUUGCGGUUGAAGGAAAAUGGAUUGAUUGCAAAACCUACGCAUGGGGACAUUAUACGGUUCGCGCCUCCUUUGACGAUCAACCAGGAGCAGCUGGAGGAUUGUUUGCACAUUAUCAAAACGACAAUUAUGUCGUUUGUGCAAAAGUAAUCGUGCUCGGAAAUAACAGGAGGAUCGCGUCAUGAAACAUUUAUAGAGCUUCUCAUCCGACACUUCAGAAAGGCUUAAAUUCGUGUUAAUCCACCAUUGAUUCCACCUGCAAAACGUCCGAUGGAAUCUAACCCGUAGUCAUAGCAAUGGCGUGGGUGAGAACUCGCACCUCCCAAUGAAAUAGCCUUUCGAUUCACAACUCGAAUAGGCGUCACUUUGUGUUUGGUACAAAGAAACGUUGGUUAUAUUGAGUUAUUUCUAUUUUACCACUCUUUUCAGAUCGCGGUAUUUAAAUGUAAAGAGAAGUAAAUUACAGGAUAUUCACAAUUCAUGGUAUGAGAGGCUUGUAAAGAAGAACGUUAGAUUUUAAGAUAAGAUUUUAUGUACUGAUUUAAAGAGGCUAAUGACAUCAAUUAGCUCAAAGUAAAUAUAUAUAUAUAGAAUAAAGAAAAAAAGGUAUGGAAAUAGUUGGGUCCAGAUAGGAAUCGAUUUUCGAACGAGCUUAUUAUAUGUAAGGGAAAACGGGGCAAAAUGAGCAUGUUAUGCAGUUUUAUGACUAUUUGUUUUAAUUUUCCAAGAAACACAAUUAUUUUUUCUUUUUUCUAUGCUUUUACUAUUUAAGUAUGGAUUAAAAUUGCUACAAGGCAUCAUAUUAACGCAUUAAUGUAAAGAAAACCUGUAAAUAAGCGUUGAUCUUUCACGUGUUGCCCACAACAACAGCGCUUAAGUAAUGACCAAAGCUUUUGCACACGCGAAGAUAUAUGUUCUCUCUCUAUCUUUCGAUCCUGCAAAUUGUUUCAAAACUGUACUUUUAAAAUAAAAACACUUUCAAAACAUCGACAGAAUCGGAUCUUUUCCAGCUACAUUUAUGUUGUGGACAAAUACAAAUAUAAGAAUGUUUAUAUUUUUUUAUAUUAACAAAAAUACUAUAAAAAUACUAUAACUUUGAAAAUAAACCAUCUAAACCCUUCACGCAUCCCUGCGACAUUACUGAAAGCUUAUUUUCGAAGUGCUAAAAUGGCAUCAUAAUUAUUUUUUAUUGUUGUAUAUAAACUUAUAACAUUACAUGUUGUUGAAACACUCCAAAGAAUAAAUUUUGAGUUUGUAAAUUCACCUUUCCUGUAAAAUAAUCCUUGAUAAAGGAUUUCUAUGUUGCCCCGUUUUCCGUUACUAACGUUUCUGUAAAUUUGUUAAGUAGGCUGAGCAGCUGAAUUAAGCAGAUGAUGGUUUGCAAUGUUCAAUUAAUUGCCCCGCGAUUGAGAAUCGCUCUUGUAGUAAACAUGUCCAAACAUUGCAAAACCUUGCAAAACGUGGUGAUUAGGUUAUUAUUACGUUUUACUCUGCGAAGAAUAGCGUAGAAACACGAUCCGGUCAAAUAUUCACAUUCAACCGACUAUAAAACUGUCCAUAUUUGUGUUGUUCUCUGGCAUCUUAUACAGUGGCGGCCACCUAAAGUCGGACACCUCAUAGUUUAACCUAUUAUCUGAUUUUGCGGCACCCUGGACAGUUCCGUAGACCGCUUAUCGGAAAACUUUCUUCACACGUCUUUGAGGACACUUUUUAGCUAUGCACAUGCAAAAAAUCAGACCGAUAUCUUUUAAAAUAUCAGAACACCAUUCAUAAAUGUGGUAGAAGGUAUGAAAUUUAUUAUCCGACUAAAAGUCGGAGUCUUCAUUUCAUAGUGAAAUGAUCACGUAAUUUGCCAGUAUUAGCUAUAUAAUGGGCCGGUCUCGUAGUACAGUCGUCAACUCGUACGACUUAAUAACAUGCCCGUUAUGGGUUCAAGCCCCAAAUGGACCGUGCCGCCAUACGUAGGCGAGGACUGACUAGCCUGCUAUGGGGGGGAUCGAUCAAUAAGUCACUGAAAGCCAAGCCCAGAAGUAAGUGGUAUAGUUGGUGAUUUAGGCAGGCCUUGACCGACAACGGUUGUUGAGCCAAAAGAGGAAGAAGAAGCUAUAUGAUGCUAAAAUCAUUUGAUAUCAGUUUUUAAAGGCCCAUCGACUAUUUUCAGUUGUCAUCUGCGUAACCUAAGCGAAGCGCUCUAUUAUGGCCUCAUUCAGCCAAAUACCGUUUCUGCAAGGUUCCAAAAGAAGUAGUACAGGUGUCCCCCGAGAUACGACUGUAUUUGAGACCGAAAAAAUGUCCCAAAACAAGGCGUAAGUCGAAAAAGUCGUAUGUCGAAUAUCUGUGAAUAUAAAAUAUAUAACUGAUGUUGAAGAGUUGGAAUCUAUGAUAUCGUGUAUUUUAUUUAAAAUAAUGUUCGAUAAUGUAAUAACAUAAUAAUAAUAUAUUUUUAAAACCGUACACAAUAUAGAUAUUCAAGAUAGGGUAGUUGUGGAAUCUUUGGAAAUGUGUGUAUAACGGUUAUCAGCGCAGAUAUUCUAAAAAAUACAUCAAUUUCUUGUCUUCUUCUUCUUCUUCUGUUUAGGUUGAUGGGUUACAUCCUCCUAUACUCUCUUUUUGGGAGGUAUAAUCAGAGGCGUACCAUCUGAGUUUGGGAGUGGACUGUCAUCCAUGUCUCCUUUUUUUGUCCAGGUUGGUUUAUAUUAUGUCGUUAGUUACUUAGUCUUUUUUCCGUUAUUUCCUCCGUUCAUUAUUAUUAUUAUAAUUUUUUUUUGUAUUGUAUUGUAUUUUUACUACGUUAUACCGGGCUAGAUUCGGUUUAUUAUUUCUAAGCGAUUUUUCCAUUAGGUUCCCCUUUCAUGGUCUUUCAUUAAAUUAAAUUUAAAUCUUUUUUUUCUUUUUUUUUUCGUUUGUGUUUGUGGGCUGUGCUGGUUUUUUUUAUGAAUGAAUUAUUAUUAUUAUUAUUUUUGUGAGGUAAGAGAAUAGUUGUUCUGUUUGUUUGUUUUGUAUGCGGUUGUAUGGUUAUUGCUUAUUAUUCUGCUUAUUAUUUUUAUUUUUUAACAUCCCUCUGUUUCUGAAUUGGGAUUUGCCAUAUUAAGGGAUUUGCCAUCUUAAUAAAUAUGUCAAUAAAUGUGAAGGAACGAGGUGGAAAAUGUUAUGAAUAUAUAGACUGCAGUACGUAAUGAAAGUAUGUAUGAAAUGUAACCGUUUGUAUAUAUGAUGUGUAUUUAGUUGUCCCUGAACCUAAAGUUUCUAUAUUUCUUGUCAAUGACAACUUUUAACUGUCAAAAUCAAAAUCGUCGUAUCUGCGAAUCGUCGUAACUCGAGGAGGUCGUAACUCGGGGGACGCCUUUAUAGUAAUUUUAUAGAGAAUGUUAAAAUUUUUCAUAAUCUUAGAGUUACUUAAUCAUUUAGAAGUAUCAUGAAUGUAUGAAAUAGUGAAGAAUUACUGCCUAGCCUGUCAUUGAAGACUUAAUUGCCUCAAUGCCGUUGUUCACUAUUUAGAUAGAAUAACUACUGCUUCAAAUUGGUUGACCAUUUUUGUUCCGGGCUUGGUUACUGAGCAUGUUUGAGCAUGUUAAUAAUAAGAAUCGUAUCUCUCUUUAGCAAGGUAAUGAAUAAGGCUUAGUGCCAUAAGCGCCUAUGCAUCCCCAUAACUUUCUAGAUACCCUAACAAGCAUCAACGGUUUGAGCAUGAAUAUUCCUUCUAGAUUUUAACAGCCUGCGCGACAUUUUAUGCAUCAAAACUAUUGUUUUUUGCUUUAUUGAUGCAUACAUUCUGAAUCAAAAAUAAUAUUUUAAGAAUUCCUUGACUGUUUGCCUUAAACUUUGAACAAAAUGUCAUUUUCUUACUAGAGUAAAGCCUAUCGUUAUAAAUUUGUUACAACCGAUAGCUCUGACGCGGUCUUCUGUUUCGCCAUUUUGUUUCGUUGUCUUAUCCAUUGAAUAUGUUCGCGUAGUCUUAAGCUCGAUGUCUCAAACAUGAAUCAUUAUUGUUUGUAUCAAUAAACCGCAAAAAUGGAUGCUAUUGAAGACUUCACCACAUGGUUGUAACCAAAUAUUUCUUUAA
This is a messenger RNA of Anopheles coluzzii, 5947 nucleotides long. RefSeq names its product ornithine aminotransferase, mitochondrial (gene Oat). The record is from RefSeq and is a predicted model, not a curated record. Lineage: Eukaryota; Metazoa; Arthropoda; Insecta; Diptera; Culicidae. Gene Ontology annotation, cellular component: cytoplasm. The transcript is spliced from 4 exons. Gene Ontology annotation, molecular function: L-ornithine transaminase activity; identical protein binding; pyridoxal phosphate binding. Bases 574 to 2034 code for a protein of 486 amino acids.